Radiomyces spectabilis is the source of this 833-nucleotide messenger RNA. RefSeq lists its product as uncharacterized. The transcript has a single exon. The coding region runs from base 114 to 644 and encodes 176 amino acids. Lineage: Eukaryota; Fungi; Mucoromycota; Mucoromycetes; Mucorales; Radiomycetaceae. The record is from RefSeq and is a predicted model, not a curated record.
CAACAAUCCCGUUGACUUUUUUUUCCAUAGAGUCUUUGUAUAAAAGCCGAUCUCACCACAAUAUCGCUUUCCCUCAACACACACCCCUUGCUACCCGUCUCUUUUUCACUGUGAUGUGCUCAUUGCUUUUGCCUACCGCACCAUCGUUGUCUGUGGUUCGUAAAUCGGAAUGCCGUACUUUUAUUGACCACAAGUCGGUUCACGUUGUACCACUUGGAUGGCAGUCCAAGGCACCGUCUGAUAUCUUUAUGCACAUUGCUGAUGGGCUUGCCAUGCAGCAAGAAAUCACCAAUGUUUCGAUUGACUGGUCACGGACACUGGAGCGCACAAUUACCUUUUUGAUCGAUUCAUGGGUGUUUCCCCGCGUCGACAAACGCUCCAUCUCAAUGCAGGAUCAUCGAGAAAAGUGCAAGGCCGGGCUCCCAGGAGCGGCGUAUCAGCAACAGCCAUUAUGGACCAAAACAGAGGCGUACCAAAGAAGCAAGAGAGCCUAUCCUGACAGCUUACGGAUCAAUUUGGCGGAGCGCGAGAUGAUGCGACAUGCCAAAAUCACUCGGCCACUCAAAAAGCGCACGGGGCUACCGAAACGAACGGAUCAGUUUAUGUGGGGUCGUCCGAGCACCCUGAGGAACGUUUCUCAGUAAACCAUCCAUGCAACCUCUUUGUUUAUAAUUUUGUCCUUACUUUUGUCCUUUCUUUGUAUUUAUUGUAUCACUGUUUAUCUUGCUUUUUUUUUGUUUGUUUUUCACGCCAUCCACCGUGAUGAUAUGUAUUUUAUUUUUUACCAAAAUCUGAAUAGAACCAAUCACCAUCGUUACAUUAGGUGAAUAGAC